Messenger RNA from Candida tropicalis MYA-3404, 1521 nucleotides. RefSeq lists its product as uncharacterized. Lineage: Eukaryota; Fungi; Ascomycota; Pichiomycetes; Serinales; Debaryomycetaceae. Gene Ontology annotation, cellular component: i-AAA complex. Gene Ontology annotation, molecular function: misfolded protein binding. The coding region runs from base 1 to 1521 and encodes 506 amino acids. Gene Ontology annotation, biological process: protein quality control for misfolded or incompletely synthesized proteins. The transcript has a single exon. The record is from RefSeq and is a predicted model, not a curated record.
AUGAGUUUAUUAAAAAGUAGGUUGGUCUUAAGAUCAAGACAAUCAAAUUUAUUAUUUAGGAGAAGAUUUUCUCAAUAUAAUUAUACCAAUCCAUAUCCUUCUCCUAAUGUCAAUAAAACUUCAUGGGUUAAAAAAUUAUUUUAUGUCACGGCAGGAUUGGGUGUUAUUACAGGAUAUGCAUAUUAUAUGUGGUGGCCCAAGCAUACUUUUCCAAGUUCAAUAGCUAAAAUUUUACGUAAAGGAUUAUGGGCAGAAAGUGAUAAAGGAGAAUUUGAUUAUCAACUAGCAUUAAAACAUUAUCUUGAAGCAUUGGAACAUGCACAAGAAAUAGGAUUAGAUCCAUUAAGUGAUGAAUAUACUGGAAUACAAUUGAAAAUUGGAGAAAUGUUUGAAAGAUUAAAUAUGUUAACUGAUGCUGCUUAUAUUUAUAAUGAAAUCGCUACAUUAUAUUUAACUGUAUUAACAGCAUCCCCACAAUCUGAAGAUGGUUUAAGAAUUAAAGAUCGUAAACAUAGGCGUCAUUUGAUUCAAAAAGAUUUAAGAAUUGCACUUAAAUUAGUUAGUUUAAACACUUCAAAUCCUGCAUUAUCAAAAGCUAUUUUAAUAACUCAUUUAAUUAUUGCUCAAGAUGAAGUAAAUAAAUUAAUGGGACAAACCCCUGGUAAACUUAAUUUAAUUAAUAAAAUUAAACCAGAUGGUGGUAAUAACAAUAGUCAACAACCAGGAGAAUCUUAUACUGCAGUUUUAGAAAAUGAUGAAAUUGUAAUUACUAAUAGUGCAACUGGAGAAGAAUCAAGAAUUAAAAAAACUCCUGAAGUUUGGGAACCUUUUACUGAUGAAUUUUUCAAUGCAAUGGAUUUAUUAAGUGCAAUUUGUAUAAGUGCAGGAGAUUUAACUAUGGCUACAAAAGUUAAAAUUGCAAUGAAUGAAUCUAUGUUAUUAGCAGAUAUUGAACCUUCUAAAAUGUUAUUAUCUCAAUGUAAUCUUGGUUCUUUAUUAUAUAUGCAAGCGGAAGAAUUAGAAGCUCAAGAAAUUGGAUUAAAAAGAAAAAUUUCAGAAUUAUCAGGUAUAAAAUAUGAAGAAUUAAAUGGAGAUCAAGAUUUUUCAUCACAAAAUCAAUUAAAAGAAACAAUUCCUAUUCAAGAUCAAGAAGCAUUUAGAAAUGUUGUCAAAUCAAGAGAAAUUUGUUUAAAAUUAGCUGUUAAAUCAUAUGAAUCAGUAUUACAAUUUGCUAAAUCUUUCCCACAAGAUUUUAUUAAACAACAUAAAGAAAUUAGUGAAACUGUUGCUAUUGCAACUUAUGGAUUAGGAGUUAUUAAUCUUCAUUUAAGUCAAUAUGAUAAAGCAGAAAGAUUCUUGCGUGAAUCAAGAGUAAGAGCAAGAAAUUGUAAUUAUGAUACAUUAUUUCCAAUGAUUGAAAAAGAAUUGGAAAAAUUAUUCAAUGAAAAGAAACUUGUGAAAAACAAUACAACUAUUCGACGUGAUAUUCCAGAAAUCGAAAUGGACAUAACUUUGAAAUAG